UUAGCAAGCGUUAUCUUGUUCCUAUGAUAACAAGAACAAUCCCGCGGUCGAGAAAGAUGGGGCUAAACUAGUGCGAUGUGUGAUUUAGUGUCAUUAACCAGGACCAUGUGCUUCUAUACAAGUGUUGACAUAUUGUUUAGGAUUUGUUAAAUUUAUCUACGAAAUUUUCUACCACGAGACAAACAGCCAUGGCGGUGUACAGUAUUAUGCACAUUCAGAAGUGAAAAACCCAAACUCAAAUGUUUCGUAGACAAGAAACAAGUACGAAGAUAUUGAACACCGCGUAGUAUAAAACAUAUAACGCUUAUAAAGGCCACAUGACUUUACGCGCUGAUGAUUACCACUGUACGAUAAUGAGCAAUAACCAAUAGGCCAAUGAAGAGGGAUCUUGAAACAUAAUUACCGCUGGUUAAUCAAACAAAUAUAUAAGAAAUAUUAAUUUCUGAAAGAAAUACUACUGCCAUCUUGGAGAACAGCAAAACUCAUAACAUGCAAAUUUGAAAUUGUUGAGAACAAAACGCAUAACACGUGUAUGAUUAAUGUAUAACUCAAUGCGUUUUCAAAUUAUGCGUUGUUGCUAUCAAGUUAACGGCAAUGUGUGCGAGUAACGGAAUUACCAGAAUAUUUGGCACGUUUCAUUGAAGAUUUUCAAAAGUUCUUAACAGCAAGUAGUUUCGAUAUUUAAAAUUUGCAUGUGGGAUUUGUUCUGCAUGGUAAACCACUUUUUAUAUAUUCAUUUGGCAGUCACACUCGAAGUAUUCCAAAGAUAACUUGUAAAAGUUUUAUCAGGUUUCCGUGGUGUUUCGUAUAUUUAUGAUAUAAACUAAAAUCAGGGCUAAAGGCUCUGUUCUGUUAACAUAAUGAUUGUCUUAGAUACCGUGACCCAUUAAAACAAACAGAUCAGAUUGACAAAUUUAGUGCAAUUGAAUGUGCGGAAACUUUUGGUGAAGUGGUGGUCAUUUGAGAGAAAGAGUGCUUUACAAAGUUAUCGCUCCAUGUGUUAAAUUUAAUUGCAUAGGAGUUUUGAAAAAGCAUUAAAAUGGAUAAAUAGAUCGCCUUAAACAGAAAGAAAUAAACCUUAACAAUAUUACUUGCUGAAAGUUUGGAUUUUCCGAUAAAAACCAACAUUAUUCGAGCACAGGUACGUACAUUUUAAACUGUUUCACAUGAACAUGGUUAGCAGGAAUUUAUUGUCGAAUUUAAGAGCAACAAGAUUUAUAUAGAUUGUGUCAGGGAUUGUUGCAAUGCUGACUGUAAUAUUUACUAUCUCGUGGAUAAUAAAAUACCAUACGGAACAAUGCCGUGAUCUUUGAUUUAUGACGAAUUUUUCUGUGUGGUACGUUGAAGGCUAUGAAACACAAUUUUGUCCGAACAAAUUCAGAUGUGAAGAAGGUGUAUCAUUGAAAGGCCACAUACAAGCAAACAAGAUCUGACGUUAAGAUACGAAGCGGUGGAGUUGAUUCUAGAAUCUGAAAUUUGGAACUUCUAAUAAUCUUCACAAGCGAAACACAGCUAGAUUGGAAAUGAAAUGGAACAUAAGAUGGCUGCUGUUCGCAGGAGGCCUAGUGCUCAUUUUGGUCACGACUGUACAGUUUAUGCAUAUUUCCAAACAAUUAUCCCUCAACAAAAGGGACGCUUUAAUUCACCAAAGAACGCACACCUGUCCCGACAUACUCCCGCUUCUCGGCGGUGUGCGAAUAUUCUCUGACGAACGAGAAGUCCGCCAUAUUGCUUUUCUGAAAGUACAUAAAGCGGCCAGUGGUACUGCUACAUCUAUAUUUUUUCGGUUUGGGACUGAGCGUAAACUCAAUUUUUUGCGACCAACAUGGCUAAAUAUUGUAAGUUCCUCCGAAACAAUCAUAGACCGCCAGCUGAGAAAUCCGCUCGACAAACCCUAUGACAUCACAACUAGUCAUGUGAUUUAUAAUCGGAAGGCUUUUGAAAGCUAUUUGCAUAAUGAUACCGUAUAUAUUGGUAUUAUUCGAGAACCGUAUUUACAGUUUAAGUCCAGUAUGAACUAUAUGGCACCGAACUACGUGUACAAUAUUUCCAGCGAAGAUCCCAUUCAACUUUACCUCAAAGACCCGAUGAAAUAUGAAGUGGCACCAAAUCCGCGAAAGUCAUGGAUAAACAAUCGACAAGCUGCCGAAUUUGGCACUCCAGAUGACGUCAUUAUGAAGCGGAAUAUAACUGCAAUGUCCGACUACGUCAAGAAACUGAACAAAGAAUUCCAUCUAGUGAUUAUAGCAGAAUACUUUGACGAAUCUAUUGUGUUAAUGAAAAGGUUGUUGAAUUGGAAAGUUUCGGAUAUUCUCUACCGAUGGUUUCAUACACGCGGAUGGGACCGAAAAUUAACGAUCCCACGUGCACAUGACCGUCGGUUAUACCGGAAGUACGCUUUCGCUGAUUACGCAAUCUAUGACUUUUUCUAUCAGAAACUUUGGCGGCAAAUCUCAAAUGCUGGUGAUGAUUUCUUCGCAGAAGUUCUCUAUUUCAAAGAAAUUCGAGAAGAAAUGGACGAUUUCUGCAAAGUGUACCCUAAUAUCACGGACACCGUAACCUUACGAGCUAGUGAGUGGUCCCCGGAAAUCCUCGUGGACAAGGAACUGUGCCGUAAAAUAUACUGGGAAGAAGAAGAUUGGGUGAAAUAUAUAAACUCGGACCAAUACUCGUACAAGACAAGUUGACAAGUGAUAUAAGUUGAUAUUAAUGAGUAUAUGAACUCUAAAAUUCAUAUUUAUACAGUUUAUCAUUUAAUCAAAUAUUUCCAUCACUAUGUACGCUGUGUAUACUGCUUUGUUAGUAUAUUACUAUUAUACUGUGAGUUAAUUAGCAAAAAUGCUUCAGUAAUGUGCAAAUUAUGAGAACAACUUUAAUGUUUUUCUCAUGAUGACUAAGCGUUGAUUUUGCACCACGGUAAAAUUAAUGUGUAAAAAAAUCUAAAUUCAA
Molecule: messenger RNA, 2949 nt
Organism: Dreissena polymorpha
Lineage: Eukaryota; Metazoa; Mollusca; Bivalvia; Myida; Dreissenidae
Product: galactosylceramide sulfotransferase-like
Exons: 3
Coding region: 1524-2687 (387 amino acids)
Biological process (GO): glycolipid biosynthetic process
Cellular component (GO): membrane
Molecular function (GO): galactosylceramide sulfotransferase activity
Source: RefSeq, a predicted model, not a curated record